AUGGGGAUCGCUCCUGGAAAGCCAAUUGAUGGUAAUAUGUACGACACACGCAUCCGCGACUUCUUUUCACCAUCGCGUAACCCACCUACCCGUCAAACCCGGAGAACUGACCGAGUGAAAUCGUCAGCCGACCCUUCAAGAAGGUUUGCAUCUCGGCCAACACCCUUCCCAGACGUGACUGCCACAACAAUACAUCUACCUCAGUAUCCCACAGGCUCGCAAGAGGUCUCCUACAUUGAGUGGGACGAUGACGACGGCAGACGUGGCAAAUCCGCUUUUGAACGUAUCAAGAAGAGCUUCACAGAUCUCCGUGCCGCCGAACGUUAUAUCACAGAAGUGGGACACAGGACGCAGGCAGCGGGUACACCACCGGGGAGUCCUACUUUUGCUGUCGUUAGUGGCAUUGAUCGGGCCCCGGUUGCUAUAUUGGAGCCUGGGGCAAUCAAAUCUCAGACUCCUCUUAAACUCCGGAAGAAGGCCAGCACCAGGAACAUCUCAACGUCAGCACGACGCUCGGAUACCACUGACGCGACGCCACCUUCAACGUGCAAGAGGAAGCGCACAAACACGACGAGCUCUCAGCGUUCUUGGGGACUGCAAAAGAAGAGUAAGGAUGCAACCGUUGGACAAUUCGUCUGGGACCUCAUCGGGGCGAGGAAAGAGCACUGA
This is a messenger RNA of Cladophialophora yegresii CBS 114405, 669 nucleotides long. RefSeq lists its product as uncharacterized. Lineage: Eukaryota; Fungi; Ascomycota; Eurotiomycetes; Chaetothyriales; Herpotrichiellaceae. The coding region runs from base 1 to 669 and encodes 222 amino acids. The record is from RefSeq and is a predicted model, not a curated record. The transcript has a single exon.